Galleria mellonella (greater wax moth) is the source of this 612-nucleotide messenger RNA. RefSeq lists its product as uncharacterized. The transcript is spliced from 3 exons. Bases 1 to 393 code for a protein of 130 amino acids. Lineage: Eukaryota; Metazoa; Arthropoda; Insecta; Lepidoptera; Pyralidae. The record is from RefSeq and is a predicted model, not a curated record.
AUGGCAUUAGUUUUAGAAGAUCGUCUAAGAACUGAAAUGGUGAUCCCAGUUUCUAAGGAGACAUUCUUCAAUACUAAUUGGCAGCCGACUAAGCCACCGUUAUGCGCCUACGAUAUGCUCUACCAUCCACCAGACUACAAUCCUAAGUCCGCUAGAUCUGACCGUCAGGAACCGAAGAUCAUUAGAAGAAACAUUUGGAACCAAGAAUUACAUAAAGGAAUAUCCUCGACAACUCACUUUCGCCUUGGAAGACCUAAACGGAAGCCCUUUGAUUUGCCAACAAAGGAAUUUGUACGGACACAAGUUAAAAAUGAAAACCCUCAUAUGCGCAUAUACAAUGUUCUGGAAUGGGCCGUACUUCUCAGUGAUGGAAAACCAAGUUUGUGCGAUUGAGGCUCACGCUUUAUUCAAGAAGACUUCCAUCAAUCAAGAGCCAUAAUAUGGAAAAAUACGUUCCCAACAUUUGUGUCAAUAUUUUACUUACAUACAAAACAUAUUGUUAAAGUGAAAUUAUUUUCAUAUUAGCUAUUAUUCUAAUACCAUUUAUUCUUCCAAAUACAAUAUUUUAUAACUUGACUGCAUAUGACUUCGUCUGCUUGAUCAGCUUUCUUC